This is a messenger RNA of Pungitius pungitius (ninespine stickleback), 2055 nucleotides long. RefSeq names its product GATA binding protein 4 (gene gata4). NCBI's taxonomy places the organism in Eukaryota, Metazoa, Chordata, Actinopteri, Perciformes, Gasterosteidae. Gene Ontology annotation, cellular component: nucleus. The transcript has 6 exons. Gene Ontology annotation, biological process: cell fate commitment; negative regulation of transcription by RNA polymerase II; positive regulation of transcription by RNA polymerase II. Bases 68 to 1243 code for a protein of 391 amino acids. Gene Ontology annotation, molecular function: RNA polymerase II cis-regulatory region sequence-specific DNA binding; DNA-binding transcription factor activity, RNA polymerase II-specific; zinc ion binding. The record is from RefSeq and is a predicted model, not a curated record.
CCGUGCCCGCAUCCAUACCACCAACAUCCACACUAUCAACACGGAUGUCCAGCUUCAAGGAGAGGACAUGUAUCAGGGCAUAAUGACAACCAACCACGGACCCCACUCCUAUGAGGCCGGAUUUCUGCACAACGCCUCGACGGGCACGUCGCCGGUUUACGUGCCCACCACCCGGGUCGUCACCCCCAUGAUGCCCGCGCUGCCUUACCUCCAGACGCCCGGCGCGUCGCAGCAGCAGGGCGGCCCCGCGUCCAGCCACUCGGCGUGGGCGCAGCCGUGCGCCGACGCGGUGCCCACGUACAACCACUCCCCGGUGUCUCCGCGCUUCGCCUUCUCCACCAGCCCUCCUCUGUCCUCCGGCACGGCCGCGGCUCGGGACACGGCGGCCUCGUACAGCAGCAGCGGCGGCCCGUUGAACAUCUCCGCCAACGGGAGGGAGCACUACGGCGCGCGGAGCCUCGGCGGCUCGUACCACAGCCCUUACCCGGCCUACAUGAGCCCGAACGUGGGUGGAGCGUGGUCGGCUUCUCCGUUUGAUAACCCGGUCCUCCAUGGUCUCCCAGGCGGAGGCCCCCACGGCGCGGCGCGCCACCCAAACAUAGACCUUUUCGACGACUUCGCCGAGGGGCGAGAGUGUGUGAACUGCGGGGCGAUGUCGACCCCCCUGUGGAGGCGAGAUGGGACGGGCCACUACCUGUGCAAUGCCUGCGGACUCUACCACAAGAUGAACGGCAUCAACAGACCUCUCAUCAAACCUCAGCGGCGGCUGUCUGCCUCGAGGAGGGUUGGCUUGUCCUGCACCAACUGUCACACCACCACCACCACCCUUUGGCGACGGAACGCGGAGGGAGAGCCGGUUUGCAACGCCUGCGGCCUCUACAUGAAACUCCACGGGGUAGCACGACCCCUGGCCAUGAAGAAAGAGGGGAUCCAGACCCGCAAACGUAAACCCAAAAACCUCAACAAGUCCCAAGCGGGGACCCCGGGCGGUGACGGGACUCAGGUCACGGGCAGCAGCACUCCCCGGGCCCCCAGCGCCGCCGCCGAGGAGCCUCGGCCGAUAAAGACGGAGCCCGACACCCACAGCUUGUACACACACCGCAGCGCACACGCACAGAUCUCAGCCCUGCCGGCCUACAUGGCAGCCCAAAGCGGGGCCAUUCCUCUCAAGAUGCCCCCCGGGGGCCACGGCGUGUCUUCUGGCUCCAAAGCUGAGCCCUGGAACAACCUCAUCCUGGCCUAGAGGACCCGGGCGACACUGCGAAUUCAAACCCCACCGACUAAACUCUCCAGAGAGAGACGGGCGUCUCCGGGAAAGCAGACUGUCGCUCUGGGCGCAGAUGUUCCUGCAGCCUUCAUACCGUUCAGCGCUUUGGGACAAAGGGAACGGAGCACUCUAACAGAACUGCAGAGAGUCCGUGCAUCCAGCAGCAGCAACCCAUGGACCGGGUGGAGUUUGUUUUUAAGAGCACCACUGCAAUUGGACAACUCCUGAUGUCAUCUGGUCACCCUAACACGCCAGUGCGGGGGGGCGUAAAGUGCCGGAUGCUGUAACAUAAAUCAGUGACAAAUCACAGUAAUGUCUAUUUUAUUUCAAUAUAAUUGUUUUCAUUUCCAUCUUGACAAUUUUGCCAAAAAAUGAUGAAUGCUAAAAUCAUGGAAAUAAUCACAGGACACCUUCAUUUUAAAGGUUCCACAAUGAGGAGCUGGAAGUGUACUUAAAGGGUCAGCUGACCCCAAAACAACAACUAGAUCUUCACACUUUCAUGGUGUUUCCUUGCAGAAAUGAUUUACAGUGCAAAUCACAUUAUAUUUGCAAAAAUCCAAUCUCUUUAUUGAUCAAUUUGCCGGUUACUUACUAAUACACAAACCUCAUGAUCCGUUUUCAGUAUUUUGUAUUUUCGUAGAAGUUUUAAACUGUUGAUUAUCCAGAAUAUUUAAUAAAGCACGUUACUAUUAAACCUAAACCUUAAAGGAUGAAUCUAGUUCCACAUUACAGUAAUUUUAGCAGUAAUAAAGCCGCUCAGUCUCAGCGCCAGUAUCUCUGAAGUCAAG